Messenger RNA from Symphalangus syndactylus (siamang), 2168 nucleotides. It is a transcript of the gene AKR1A1, whose product is annotated as aldo-keto reductase family 1 member A1. Gene Ontology annotation, molecular function: alcohol dehydrogenase (NADP+) activity. The record is from RefSeq and is a predicted model, not a curated record. Gene Ontology annotation, biological process: aldehyde catabolic process. NCBI's taxonomy places the organism in Eukaryota, Metazoa, Chordata, Mammalia, Primates, Hylobatidae.
CAGGAGUUCUCCAAACCCGCGCUGCGGAGUAAGUGACCCAGUUCAGGCCAGUUUGACCUCGAGGAUCCAGAGGUGGAGACGGUACUACCUCUCAGCUCUGGUUUCCAUCCCCUUCAGGUCCUUCUUCGGAAGGCGGGGAAGGAGGUCCACCCUGCGCGUGAUCCUUUAUGCCCGGCCCCUGCCCCUCCCUCCGGGUGGAGCUUCCUCCUCACCGCCAGACUUAAGCUGAGGACCGUUGGAUCUCUGGUAGGGUGCAGAACUGACAUCAGGCCACACUACCCUAUUCACGCUCUGUGCUUGUGCCAAGGUGAGCUUCUCUUGCUGCUGGCCUUUCUCCCGGAGGAGAUGGCCUCGAUACUUUACUACUGAAAUGUAAGCCCCCGGGGUUGAGCGGAGAGCGCAGAGCACUGGAGGGGACGAGACUUGGUUUCGGAUUUGAGCUCUUCUUUGUCUCUGCAUGAUCUUGCUAACUUCCCAGUUUCUCUGAACCUGUUUCCUCAGCAAUAAAAUGAGGUCCUACAUUAGAACUGUAGCAAGAAUUGAGAUAAAGCUUUGAAGGCGCACAGCGCAUACUAGGUGAUCUGCAAGUUUUAAUUGCCAUCUUUCUGUUUGCUCGUGCUUUUUCCAGCUGCUCCGGCUUUCUUAUGCAGGUGCAGGGAUGGUUCUGAGAAGUGGAGAGAAGUGGGGAUAAUUCUCUUACUUAGACACCUGCUUUGGGUCUGAGAAAGUCUGACGUGUUAUUCUGUUGCCCCAGAACUCUGUUAAAGUGAGACACAGAUCUGAACCUUCACUGGAUGAGGCUACUGUUAAUUAACUCUUCCCCUUCAGAUCGUUCAUACUUAGGGCUGCAGGCCUGUUACUUUUCCAAGAUCUCUUUCCUUAUCUUUAAUACAGGAGCAAUCUCAGUAUGUUUCUAUCUGGUCCACUGGGAUUUUUUGCCGAGUACAAUAAAGUGCUUUGAUAUUCUCCAAGAGGAUUCUUUCCAGGUUUUCCAAGAGGUAAAGGAAGAAGGUGACAGAGGCAGCGACUUCCUCAAAUGUCCUUCCAGCUGGCCAAACUCAGCCUCUCAAGAUCUCUCCCCCAUAAGCCGUGGAGCAAUGGCGGCUUCCUGUGUUCUCCUGCACACUGGGCAGAAGAUGCCUCUGAUUGGUCUGGGUACCUGGAAGAGUGAGCCUGGUCAGGUAAAAGCAGCUGUUAAGUAUGCCCUUAGUGUAGGCUACCGCCACAUUGAUUGUGCUGCUAUCUACGGCAAUGAGCCUGAGAUUGGGGAGGCCCUGAAGGAGGACGUGGGACCAGGCAAGGCGGUGCCUCGGGAGGAGCUGUUUGUGACAUCCAAGCUGUGGAACACCAAGCACCACCCCGAGGAUGUGGAGCCUGCCCUCCGGAAGACUCUGGCUGACCUCCAGCUGGAGUAUCUGGACCUGUACCUGAUGCACUGGCCUUAUGCCUUUGAGCGGGGAGACAACCCCUUCCCCAAGAAUGCUGAUGGGACUAUAUGCUACGACUCCACCCACUACAAGGAGACUUGGAAGGCUCUGGAGGCACUGGUGGCUAAGGGGCUGGUGCGGGCACUGGGCCUGUCCAACUUCAACAGUCGGCAGAUUGAUGACAUACUCAGUGUGGCCUCUGUGCGUCCAGCUGUCUUGCAGGUGGAAUGCCACCCAUACUUGGCUCAAAACGAGCUAAUUGCCCACUGCCAAGCACGUGGCCUGGAGGUAACUGCUUAUAGCCCUUUGGGCUCCUCUGAUCGUGCAUGGCGUGAUCCUGAUGAGCCUGUCCUGCUGGAGGAACCGGUAGUCCUGGCAUUGGCUGAAAAGUAUGGCCGAUCUCCAGCUCAGAUCUUGCUCAGGUGGCAGGUCCAGCGGAAAGUGAUCUGCAUCCCCAAAAGUAUCACUCCUUCUCGAAUCCUUCAGAACAUCAAGGUGUUUGACUUCACCUUUAGCCCAGAAGAGAUGAAGCAGCUAAAUGCCCUGAACAAAAAUUGGCGAUAUAUUGUGCCUAUGCUUACGGUGGAUGGGAAGAGAGUCCCAAGGGAUGCAGGGCAUCCUCUGUACCCCUUUAAUGACCCGUACUGAGACCACAGUUUCUUGGCCUCCCUUCCAGCUCUCCAGCUAAUGAGGUCCUGCCACAACGGAAAGAGGGAGUUAAUAAAGCCAUUGGAGCAUCCA